This is a messenger RNA of Neohortaea acidophila, 1931 nucleotides long. RefSeq lists its product as uncharacterized. The transcript has 2 exons. The coding region runs from base 39 to 1841 and encodes 600 amino acids. NCBI's taxonomy places the organism in Eukaryota, Fungi, Ascomycota, Dothideomycetes, Mycosphaerellales, Teratosphaeriaceae. Gene Ontology annotation, biological process: regulation of DNA-templated transcription; response to xenobiotic stimulus. The record is from RefSeq and is a predicted model, not a curated record. Gene Ontology annotation, molecular function: zinc ion binding; DNA-binding transcription factor activity, RNA polymerase II-specific.
CGCUCACCAUCUGUGCCAGCCCAGCUCAUCGUCUCACCAUGUCUGCGGAGGAGGGUAACGGGAAACGGUCGCUCAGUCCUACCUCCCAGCUCGAAGGCAGCCCUCGUCUGGGAAGGCAAAGGUCGCGUGCGGCGUGCGCGCCGUGCAGACAUCGCAAACGCAAAUGUGAUGGACGCAUGCCGUGCGGCACGUGUGUGCGCUACGAAUACAACUGCGAAUACACUUCUGCCAAACGCGGAUCAUACGUUCCUGUCGACCAUGCCUCGUCAGAAGCACUUCCCCCGCGGCCAGUGGUUGUGGCGACAGAGUCGGGCCAUGUCAAAAGACAACCGCACCCUCUGACAGCUCCAGGCGCUCGAUUCCACCAUCGCGGCAUCCUGGAUCCGACAAAGACUCGUUUCGUCAGGGCGAAUUCGGCCAUCGCAUUCCCUCGUAUCUUAGGCAUGGACCUCGAAGCCGAGAGUAUCCCGCGUCUGCACUCGUUCGCUUGGCACCUCGGCCUUCGAGCAGAGCCGCAGGAAGAAGUCACGCCAGUCACCAGCUUGAUGACGUGGCCGGAAAUGCAGCAGCUAGCAGAGAUCUACUUUCGCAUCGUUCGAGUCGAGAUUGGACUUCUAGACGAGGCUGAGUUCAUGAUCGCGGCCUCGACCAGAUUUGCAAAUCCACAGGGACAAGAUGACUUUGAUGUUGUCAUUUUUGGAGUUGCAGCAUUGGGAUCCUUCUUCGCCCCCACGCCACAUCCCCGAGAGAAUCAGUUCGUUGCGAGUAGUUGUACCCAACUACAUGAAAGAACGUUAUCACGCUCGGUGACGAUCAACAGCGUGGCCGGCUGGAUUCUUCGAACGCUCUAUUUGCGACUGACUGGCCGUCCUCACGCCUCGUGGGUCUCCAGCUGUAUCACUUUGCAUCAGGUUGAAGCCAGCGGUCUGCACAAAGAAUUGCAAUCCAUUGCCGUCGUCUAUCCCGCGAUGCCCACCACGGACAACAAGCUGGUGCAAUCGAGAAGAAAGCUGUUCUGGAUAGCCAAGGCCUUAAACGUACUUCUGGGGUUUGAGUACGGUCGUUCAAAGGUGCACUUUGAAGUGGUGACAACGAAGAAAUUUGCCCCCGACAACACCUCACAUGCCCAUCUGAUCGUUGAACUGGCCGAGAUUUUACCGAGCGACUUUGUCGACCCUGAGCAAGAGCCUGAUCCCCCGGCGGCACUCACCUCUGCUUUGACGACGAUUGAGGAAAUGCAAUCAGAUUCGCCGUGGAUCAACUUGUUACGAGCGGACGUGGCAUUCGGCAUCUACCGUCGCCUCUGGCUGAUGAGCCUCACGGAUGCGAAAGAUCGUGCGGAAUCAGUAAUGUGCAUCGGCAAGGCCGGACUGAAAGCCUCGUCGCAGCUCCUCUCCACUCGAACACCAUGGUGGAAUGUGUUGAGCACCACCUUCCAAUUUCUCUGCGUCGUCAUCGCCAUCGACACGCCCAAGAGCCUCGGGCUCGUUGCGGGCAUCGUCGAACAGCUGCGUCACAUUGCGCAGGUAUACGACACGCACAUGGUGCGCGAAGCAUACAACCAGGCUUUAUCGCUAGCGCACAUGUCACGAGUGCGGAAAGAGCGAGAGCUCCAAGCGCUGAGUGCGGUUAAUCUGUUGACGCCGUUUGAAGACCCGCCGACCCAGGCUAGCUCGGGCAACAUGCCGGACCUGGCGAAUAUCGACUGGUCGGCGAUGGAGAUGCCGUUCGAUUGGGACAUUAUGUUGAAUCCGAAUCUGGUUGUUUCGAGUCAGCAGGGGCAGUUUGGGCCGGUUGCUACAUUCCCUGACCAGCUGGGUUUGGACGGGCGGGCGCGAUGACAAUGAGAUUGGCGCGGGCGGUGUGUUGUACAAUUAAUAGCUUGGAAUGAGUGUAGACUUGUAUAGAUCUCGGUCUUGUCAUCUGCACGA